Messenger RNA from Mesorhabditis belari, 2037 nucleotides. NCBI's taxonomy places the organism in Eukaryota, Metazoa, Nematoda, Chromadorea, Rhabditida, Rhabditidae. The record is from the annotation of a GenBank genome assembly.
AUGGCGUUCUUUACGUUCAACGGGGUGACGAAAAAGCUGAAAGUGGCGGCGGUGAAACCGGCGGUGCUCUCGACGGUGUUCAAACUCGAGCCCGACUCGAUCGUGAUCACCGACGACGACGAGGGAGAAGUGCAUCUGCCCGAUGGGGCUCGAUUCGAUCCACCGCUCAUCGACGGGCGUCGAUACAGUGUGGACGGGUUCGAGCUGGCUUCGGGAUCAAGGGCCCGGAUCAAGGAACAACAAAUUGAUAAGCUGAUCACCGGCUUGAUCUCAACGACGAGCGAUCUGGACCACUGUGUGGGAAUGUUGUACAAUGCUCCUCAGGCUGUGGUCCUUGUCGAAGCUCUUGCUAUCUUAGCCGCUCCGGCCACUGAUCCAUCGCUUGUCAGUGAAGAGAUGCCCCUCGGAGAGUUCAGAAGACUCAAGACACCAUCGUCUUUCAAGGCUUCGCUGUACCAAGUGGCCUCGUCAAUGUGCAACGCUUUCCGGACGGCCGACGUCUCGAUGAUGACCAUCAAGGCGAAACUGGCGGAUUUGCCCGAUGACUUCGUGUCGACACUGGAAGUGACUGGAGAGAUUCACAAACCAAAUUUACGGAAUGAUGAUGUCGCUACUCUCCUCAAGAAGAUCCUCAAGCGGACCACCGAUCGAAUUGCCGAAGCGUCGAAGAAAUGCGUGGAAAUGGCCAAAAAGUCGAGUCAGACAUUUCACGAGACCAUCAAUGUUAUCGACGAGCUGUGUCAAGCCGCUAUGGUCACAAAGGGAACCAAUGAGGCGGCUUUGACGGAAUUGAAGAAACUGAAAGUGGACUUGGAUCGACGAAAACAAGCACUGCAAAUGGCCGAACAAGAGCUCCGACAACAGCACGAGGAGACAAAAAAGCGAGCAAAGGAGGCGUCUAUCUAUGGUGGAGUGAUGGAUACGGUGAAAGCGGUCGAGAGCCAAAAGGAGAAGAAACUCCGGAAAGAGCUCAAGAAGACGACAAUGGAACUGUCGGGAAUUUUGGGGAAACUGACGAAUUUGGAUCUGGAGAAGGUCGAUCUAGACGAUAUCAUCAGCUAUCUUCAAGAUGGAAUUCAGUACUUGGGAAAGGUGAAAGAGAAUUGGAACGAGCUGACUAACUUCUUCGAUGCAAUCCUGAUUUUGGUGGAAACGAAUCUGAAGGACAACAUUGACUCUUUUCUCUUUUCUCGGGACCCGGCGUCUAGACGUUGCAUGUUGGAAAGUGCGCUGAAGGCGACCGGUUACUGUAUCCAAGUGAGCAAUUGUGCCGAGAUCUACACAAAAGUCUCCCGCCUAUAUGUCAUGCCAACAAUCAACGGAGUCGGAAAGCAAUUCGCUCUGACAAAUGCCGACGCUAAAGCAAAGAAGGGCGAUAUCGAGAACAUGCUCAACGCGUCGUUACGCCACGAGCAACUCGAGGAGGAGCAGCGACUGCGACAGCUACGAUGGGAAAACGAGCGUCACAACGAGAAUACAAAGAAUUGUGUGGUCGUACAAGGGGGAUUGGCCGGAGCAUUCGCCGUAUUGGGGGCACUUGCUGUGAUCUUCCCGCCAGUCGGUGUGCCGGCACUGUUCGCUGUUGGUGGAACGGCUGCCACCGGUGUGGCCGCUGGCGUGGUCGGCAUCAUCGAACAAGCGAAAAAGGCCUCAGAAGAGAAGUUGAACAGUCUCCGCGAGAACAUUUCAAAUGUUGGUAGACAUCUUGAUCAGCUCAAAAAAGAGAUCAAGAACGACGAGGAACUGGUGCAAUGGUACCGGAAACAGAUUCACGAGGCAAACGUGAAGCUGGACCAGGCAAAUCGGAGCAUCAUCGAGUGUGGCGAUAUGCAAAAGAAUAUCAAUAUUUGGACGGAUCACUUGGGUGCCUGGAUCGCUUUCCUCAUCAAAAUCACCCCGGAAGCCGGCCGAAUCCAGGGAAAUGUCGAGGGAAAUACUCGCUGGCUUCGGCGCUCCAUUGAGGAAUUUAAGAUCACUUUCAGCGGAGAGAUCAACAUUCUAAUCGAGGCGUGCGCGAAGAUUUUGGCGAUCCAAAAU